Molecule: messenger RNA, 2904 nt
Organism: Amborella trichopoda
Lineage: Eukaryota; Viridiplantae; Streptophyta; Magnoliopsida; Amborellales; Amborellaceae
Biological process (GO): regulation of DNA-templated transcription
Molecular function (GO): double-stranded DNA binding
Source: RefSeq, a predicted model, not a curated record
UGGACCUGAAUACAUUUAGGUCUGGGUCGAUUCUAGGUCUGGGUCGAGUCUAUGCCCAGGCGGACCCGACCCCUUGCCACCCCUAUUCAAGAGAACCUUACUCUAUACUUCCACGAUCCCAAUGUUUUAGAGAGAGAGAAACCCUGCGUUUAAAGGCAAAGAGAGAACUUGGCCAAGUUUAAUUUUGAACUGAGGACUAGCAAAGUUGCAGCGAGAGAGUAUGUGUAAAGUGGGGGUUUCUUCUACCCUCAUGAACUUGUACUAGGUACGUUUUCCCUAAUCUCUCUGUAACCUUUCCAUUUCCUUUGUUUUUUCCUUGAGGUCUUAUUCGGAAAUGGUGUUAUGGGCCCUUUUAAUGUAAAUGUCUUUUGCAAAACCCCAUUCUUUCUCUCUCUACAAACCCCAUUAUCUCCUUUCCCUUGUCAUACCACUUUCUUUUCCUUCUCCCCACCAACACUUUUCUUCAGGGCCAUGUCCUCUCUCUUCUCCUCCGCGAAUUAUUGGGCUCCGUCUUCUUCAUCUUGUAUAGUUAAUUUUCUUGUAGACUCUGUUGGGCUCUCAAGGGAAUCAGCCAUUGCUGCUUCUUCCCACCUUGGUAACUUGAAAACCCCUGAAAAGCCCCUCUCUGUAAUAAACUUCCUCAAAAGCUCUGGUUUCAAUGAAACCCACAUUCAUGAUUUUAUCAGGAUACGACCCCAAGUUCUCAAAUGCAGUGUAGAGAAAACCCUAAAACCAAGAUUCGAAUUGCUCCAAAGUUUGGGUCUUUCGGGUCCUGAACUCGCUUCUUUCCUCUCUUCUAGCCCAUUCAUCUUGUGCUACAGCAUGGAUAAACAUCUUAAGCCAUCCAUCCUCUUCCUCAGAAGCUAUUUCAACACCAAUGAAGAAUUUUUAAGUGCUAUACAGCACUGUAAGCGCUACAAGAUGGUUGUUCUGGGGAAUAUAAUGAAACCCAACUUGGAGUUUUUGGAGAGCUGUGGCAUUGCUAGGCCGACACUCCAGAAGUUCAUGCUUAGCAGGCCAGGUUUUUUCUAUCAGAGUACUGAGAGGCUUAAGCAGAUCGAAGAGAGAGUUCGAGAGUUGGGUUGUGACCCAAAAUCAAAGAUGUUUGUCUAUGCAAUGUAUGCCAUGAGUUCGUUGAGCGAGAAGAAAUGGAAGGCUAAGCUUGAGCUUUUGGAGAGUUUUGGUUUUUCAAAAGGAGAGGUCUUCACUAUGUUUUCUAAGGCGCCAUAUUUGAUGUCCCGAUCAGAGGAAAGGUUAAUGAAAGUUAUGGAUUACUUCCUCAAUGAGCUCAAAUAUGAUAAAUCUUUCCUAGCUUCACGCCCAGUCUUGUUCUGUUAUAGUUUAGAGAAAAGGGUGAUUCCUAGGUUUAAUGUGUUGCAAGCUUUGAGAUCAAGUGCUUUGCUCACAAGGGAUGUGAAUUUAUCAAAUGUUUGUUUUAUUUCGGAGGAGUCAUUCUUGCAGAAGUAUGUAUUCAGUUUUGGGGAACAAGAGGAGUACCUGUUGAAUAUUUUUAAAGGAAAUAGAGAAAAUGAUGAAAUUGAUGCUAUGGCGAAGGCUUCGUCUUCUUCUCCUCUCUCGCUUCCUCUCACUGGUGAUGAGGUAAACUUAAUGUCUCCUUCUAAUUCAUCUCUCUCACCUCCUUGUAAUAGUAAGGAAAUGGCCUUAUCAUCAGCUUCUUUGAGGGUUAAACAACUGAUAGACUCAGUUGACCUUUCAGAGGAGGCGGCAAUUUCAAUAUCUCACCAAUUUCUCCACUUUAAAUCCCCUAAAAGGCCUCUCUUUGUGUUAAAAUUCCUCAAAAACAGUGGUUUCCAUGAUACCCUUAUCUCUAAUAUCGUCACCAAGGUUCCCCAAAUUCUUACCACCACAACUCUAAAAUCCAAAUUCAAAUUGCUACAAGAUUUGGGUCUUUCUGGAUCUGAUCUUGGCAUAUUCCUCUCUUCAAAUCCAGCUUUUAUUACCUGUAGUACCAAGAAGCAUCUUGAACCGUCCAUGCUCUUUCUAAAGAGUAUUUUGAAAACAAAUGAAGACAUUUUGAGUGUUCUAAAACGACAUAGUCAGCAUGUUAUGGCCAACCCCAAGAAGGCAUUGUUGCCCAACAUAAGGUCUCUGCUGAGCUAUGGAGUUGGUGCCUCCCAAUUAGAGGAGUUCAUGUUGGCAAAGCCUGCCAGUUUUACACAGGCACCCAAAUGGUUUAAGGAGAUCUUGGGAAAAAUUAAGAAGUUGGGACUUGAUUGUCAGAGUAACGUGUUCUCUCUCGCAGUUUUAUGCAUGUGUUCCCUGAGCAAGGAUACAUGGCAGAGUAAGCUGAAGACCUUUGAGAGUUUUGGGUGGUCAGAAGAAAAUGUUCUAUCUGUGUUUAUCAGGAACCCUUUGUUACUGGAAAUGUCAGAGAAGAAGUUGCAAAAGGUUAUUUAUGGUUUUAUUAACAUACUGAAUUUCGAUAAAGAUUAUUUGGUUUUGCACCCUUCUCUUCUUUGUUUUGAUUUUGAGGGAAGAGUUCUUCCGAGGCAUAAGGUGUUGCAGGCUUUGAAAUCAAAGAAUUUGGUUAAAAAGGAUAUAGGAUUAUCAGGCAUUUGUGGACUGACAGAGGAGAAGUUUUUGCAGUAUUUGUUGGGUUUUGGGGAUGAAGCUGACUUUUUAUUGAGGAUUUAUAACGCAAGCAAGGAGAACACGAGAAUCAGUGGUGAAAUGGGGGGUUAGAAGCCGCCUAGCUAUCCAAGUCUGAAAAUCAUGUGUGGUUUGCAAUUGGCUUCUCAAAAUUUUCAAGAAUUGUGCAGUGUGAUCCUCAUUAUUUUGUGAUAUUCUAGAUAGUUAACAAAGUUGUGAUACGAGUCAUUGGCCUCAGAUGUUUAUUAUUUUGUCCCUUCUACUGCAUCAAAUUGAAGUUUCUUCUUCGUGAUA